AAACACGUCAUGAUCAUGAUGAGACCAAACUACAGCAGGAAAAAGUCUUAGCUGGAAUGUAAACAGUUACUCUUCAGGUCUGGACUGGCUGGUGUUGGCUGCAUGAUUUUAAGAUGUGAAUGUAAAAAAAGUUUGUCUUUGAUCACGAAAAUCGACUUUAUUUUAAAAAACAAAACAAAACUUCAACAUUUUUAAUCAUAUUAUAACUAUGUUCUCACAUACGUUGUAGUUCCAUUACUUUGCCACCAGAGAGAAGCCAAUACUGUGUCCAGUACUGUACAGCUGAGCAGUUGCCGUGAAAACCAAACAAACACUGACCUCUAGUGGGAAAUUGCAGAGACACUAAGUAUGACGUCACAACCGGCAGCAGCUUGAUCGACAGUUGAGCGGAUUAAAGCCUGAGAGAGAAAAAGAACAGCUCAGUAAAGCUAUGAACCCUGAGCACAGACACAAAUCUCAGGACAAGAUUUGUUUUUGUUUGUUAAAUUUGUUUGUUUUUGUUUGUUUAAAUAUAUUUAUUGACCAAUGGAUUUUCGAGGAACUUUUAUUGGAGUUUAAAUGCGACAUUUACAGAGAGUGAGCAUUCCAGCAGAAAGAGGCCAGCUGAUGCGCAUACACACACAGUGAGGAGGAUCAUCCUGUAGCCCCUACACCUUAAGUUAAGAUGAUGACAUCAGUGGUCCUCAGAGGAAUCCGGAAGAAGUCCCUCACACUGAGAGGAGUCGAUCCAGAAACCUGUAUGAUCGUCUUCAAGAACCACUGGACACAGGUGCUGAAGAUCCUGGAGAAACAUGAACCAGGUCGAAGCAGUGUGGCAGCGUUCAGUUUUCUCUCUGGUCACUCCACCAGCAGCAGCUCUGGAGGCCUUCGCCUCGGUCCGAUCCCCGCAGACGAAGCCAGUGCCGUCCAGAACUAUGUGGAACACAUGCUGUUCCUUCUGAUGGAGGAGGAGGCGGAGAAAGGUGGAGCCAUGGGGCCAAUCCUGGAGUUUGUGGUUCUGGAGGGGGUUUUGGAGAGGCUGUUCCUGUGGAGUCUGAGGAGGCAGUUCACUGAGGACAUGAAGCUGGAGCAGCUGAGGAUGUAUCAAAUGCUUCUGACUCAGGGCAAACAGCCACUGCUUCACCACAAGCCAGUUCUGAGGCCACUCAUGAUGCUGCUCGCCUCCUGUGCUGAACCUGGAGCUGACAGCGGUGGUGACGGGGGUGUGGUGGAGGCAGAGCUCGUCCUUCUGUUGAAACAGCUGUGUGUCUCGCUGGUCAAGGAUUCCUCUGUGCUGGAACUGUUUUUCCACACGAGUGAGGAUCAGGGAGCCACCAAUUUCCUGAUCUUCUCCCUGCUCAUUCCCUACAAACACAGACAGGGUUCUGUAGGUCAACAGGCCAGAGACGCUCUGCUGCUCAUCAUGUCUCUGUCGGCGUCUGAGCCUCGAGUCGCUCAGCACAUCAGCCACAACACAUACUUCUGUCCUGUGCUGGCCACAGGUCUGUCUGGUCUCUACUCGUCUCUUCCAGCCAGACUCCAGGUCUACAGUGAAGACUGGAACUUCCUGGAACAGGCGGACUGGCAGCAGGUUCCUGCUCUGGUCCACUUCCUGCACUCUCUGGACUUCUGCGGUGCUGUUACCAAGGUGGCUCAUCCCUCCAUUAGCUCCCAGUUGCUGGGCUACAUCCAUGAAGGUUUCCUGGUUCCUGUCCUGGCUCCGGCUCUACACAAGCUGACGCUGGAGGAGGUGAUGACCACCACUGCGUACCUUGACCUGUUCCUGCGCUCCAUCACAGAGCCCGCCCUCCUCCAGACCUUCCUGUCCUUCAUCCUGCUGCACACUCAUGAUAACGUGCACAUCCUGGACACAUUAGUCAGCAGAGUUAACACACCUUUCCAGUUAGGUACGGUGUCGCUGGCUCUGUUUCGGACUCUGAUUGGUCUGUUCUGUGAGGAUGUGAUGCUGCAGCUUGUGUUCAGGUACCUGAUUCCCUGCAGCCACCUGAGCAGGAAGCAGCGCUGCACCUUACAUCAGAGGGACUGCUACUCCACCAGUGCUGCCACCUUUCUUCUUCUCAUACCUUCACUGUUUUCACCUUCGUACAGCCAGAGCACCGACUUGAACUCUGACCACAUCCACUGGCCAAAAGGAUCAGACUUAAUAUCAGAUAGUGUUGGUUACUGUCGAGGUUCAGACCUCCUGUCCAAUGUCAACUAUCAUCACUACCUUUGUGAUGCACGUCAGGCCAUCACCGUCUCACAAAGGGCCUGUCGACUCUGGUCUGCUCCAUAUGAUGGGGUCAAACCUCCGCCUGAAGGAUACCUAGCUGACCCACCAGAAGAUGAAGAAGAAAUCAUACUACGACUGAAGAGGGACUCCAUCUGCUCUUUGGUCAUGACUCCACCCCCCACACCAACCUCUUCAUCUGAUACCAUGUCCACAGGAAACCACACAGGAAGAACGAGUUCUGCUCUGGAGCUGGAGUGGGACGACAUCUUCACAGAUGAAGAUCCAGCUCCUUCUUUAACUGUAAACCACACACUAGUAAAUGGCAAUGGGGUUACGUUUGGGCAAGAACUUCAUCCUCACCUACCUCCGCAGCACAUCCAAGAAAUGCAGCGCAAUGCUAUCAAGCUGGUCUGUGGCUCAUACGUAGAGGAAUCAGAGUUUCAGGAUGACGUUCUGGUCUAUGAUCUUGUUGCAAAGAAGGACACAAAAGUGGUCAUUUUGGAGCAGAUGUCACAGAGUCAACAGGAUAGUCAACAGAUAACGUCGACGAUUACGAGGAUGCUUACAAAAACACAUAAAUCAGUCAAGGAGUCAGUUAACAACAUUAUGUGGCGAAGGAGCGAUGAUGUAGAAAAGGAGGAUGGGGAGGAGAAGAACAAUGUUUUGGUCAGCCUUGAUACAAACGCUCACAUCAUCAACAUAUGUGAUGAUGCUGGCAAAGAUAAGCAGUUUUUAAAGGAAAGUUUUGCACCGAGGAACUUUAUAAAAUCAAAUAAUUUCUUAUACCAAAAGCACGGACAUCACAACAGUCAGCAUUUACUGUUAAACCCUGCGUUAUCCAACAGCUCAGCUAAAUCUGAGCUACAUUCAACCAGAAACACUUUUCUGUGCCAGUACCAGGAACUCAUGCUGUCCCUCGGAGUGGAUCCAGACUUGGAUGACAAUGCCAAUGACAUCUCUUCGUUCAGACGGCGGGUUAGAGCUUUACGGCAAAAACUGGAGGAAGAGGACGAAGGUCUUGGUGAAGAAGCUUUUGUCAGCUGGUCCUCAGAUGAAGACAAGGAAGAUGCACUGAUAGAAGAAGAAGAAGAAGAAGAAGGAGAGAUGAUAAGGAGACAUGAGGUUCCUUUGACAGGUCCAUUCAUCAGUGUCCUGUUGUCCCGGCUUGAGAACCUUCUGGAAAACUCCAUUGCUGUUAACCUAUUGUUGACGGGCAUCCUGGCACAGCUGGCAUCGUACCCACAACCUCUGCUGCGAUCCUUCCUGUUAGACACGGACACAGCUAACAGUCAGCCCAACGUACGGACACUGUACCAGGUGUUGCUGUCGGUUCAUGCUCAGAUUGAACGCUAUGUUUCAGCCAGACCAGACUUUCCAGCCUUGGUCACUCAGGCCUGGAGGUUCUUGUUGGCCAAAGACCAGGACAGCAAGUUCAGAGAGUCAGUGGAGUCUCAUGCUGGUGACGUACUGCUGGAGCAGCGUCUUCCCAACGGUACUGUGAGGAGCGUUCUGACUCCUCCUCCUGCUGUCGUGCCACCCUGCCCUCAGAUCCCACAGCAUGCCAAGAGCCGAGUGUUUGCCAUUGUGCUUUACGCAGAGUUCCUGAAAGAGCUGGCAGGCGUGGCUCAGGAGCACAGCAUCGCCUCGGACUGUCCUGACGAGGAGGAACCAGAACCACAAAUCAGUUAUUAAGGAAGGAAUGAGGUGGAGCGUCCAGAACCAUAUAACAAAGAUUUACAUCCUAUACUGAAGCAGUUUAUCAGCAGUGGUAUUUCUAAUGCUUGACCCGUUGAGUGUGAACAGAUUGUAAACAGAAUAUUUGGUCCUUAUAUUCAUGGAUGUGUGUAAGUACACUGUAGCCCAGCAAUGAAACUUUUAAAUGUUCACUGGAUAGUUUUCCUCUUGGUUUCUGAUAUUUAUACCAGACUUUUUAAUUUAUUUUAGGCUUUAAUGUCAUAAAAUAACAGUUGAUAUAAUAUUUAAUUUCCCUUAUUGAUAACAUCCCGACACACCUCAGUUGUAUACAGAACCUCAUCGUUUGUUCCCAAUGUUCUGCCCUUUAAUAAAACAAACUAACAUGAAUUAAUGAUCAAUGUCGCCACCUGGUGGUUAACACAUGGUGAGUUGAUAUUUUUCUUUAGGGAACCUAAAUGUGAGAAGGUUUUGUUGUUUUUUUUUUAAGAAAAGAAAAUACUAAUAAAGUUUCAUUAUUCAGAGUUCUGUCCGUGUCCCUUCUUAUAUACUUUUCUAAAGGUUCACAUUUUAAUACUUAGUGUAUCAGCCAUGUAUUUUAGUGUACUGGCUAACUUGAUACUUUAAGGACUCGAGGUUCUUUAUUGUCAUUGCAACACAUGUUAGACAUGGGAUGAAUCAAAUGAGUUUCCCUGGUCCCGGAUCAAGUAUCGGAUCUUGCAGCUAUUGCUAUUUUUUCUUAGGUUUAAAGUUCAUAUAAAAUCAAACCUGCCCCCACUAUUUUCCGUCUAUUUUAGCAAAUGUUGAGAUUAAUCUUUUGGACCUGGCAGAUUUGAAGUACGUGAACUUUUUCUUGGUUGCCUCACUUUAAGCUAAUACUGAUGUAAUUCAAAUUCAACAGUACAUCUGGGAGUCAUGUUUAUGGCUAACUUAUGUAACACGUGCCCAGCUUUUUGAAUUAGUAACUUCAACAGAACUGAAGCCAUUUUAUUGACUGCUGGUUAAAGCCACAUUUUAGCAGAAAUCCCUCUGUUUUUUUGGGCUAACCUUUUAGCAUUAACUUUUAUUGUUUAGGACAAUCUUCAGCUGACUUUAGAGUUUUGACUAUUUCUUUUUACUGAUGCAAAAUCUACUGCCCUUGUAUUUGUUUCCUUGAUUUUAUUUGUUGUUUUUGUAGAUGUAGAGUUUUCUGUGCUUUAGCCAAAUUUUUACUGUCAUACUGUUGUACUGUAUGAGGAGACGAGCUGAUGACGUUGUGACAUCUGUGUGUGGUUUCAGACAGUUCCUGUCUCAAUGAGCAGAGUAAUUGAGGAGUUAGAUGUAGAGAAGUUACCUGCUGACAGCUGCGGAAAUCAGUGAUAGUCUGGAGAAGGUGAAGACUCCCAGUACAUGAUGAAGCUGAUGAUGAUGAUUGCGGUCUUCCUGCUGCUGUGGUCACUGGCUUUAGGGGUCGCUGAUAGCUUGUUGAAGACACCUAUUGACUUGGACGAUGAAGAUUUAUGGCUAGAGAGUGACGACAAUCAGGGCAGCGGAGACAAUCAGUACUUUAACUUCUCUUCAGGGAAGGACACCCGUGACUCCACCAUACCAUCCUCAUACUUCUUCCUCUCCGUUCACCACAGCGCCCCCUGUCUGCUCUACAGUCUCCUUGUCUUGCACAUUUCGGCUCUAUUGUAGCACUUAAAUCAGUGUUUCUGUAUCAGUUUCUCAUUCCAAGGUGACUGCAUUAUGACUACAAACAUAUACAUACUACAUACAAUCUGAUGGAAAUGUGUAGAAUAAUAAAAUGAGUUUAAAGAAGAA
Molecule: messenger RNA, 5707 nt
Organism: Cynoglossus semilaevis (tongue sole)
Lineage: Eukaryota; Metazoa; Chordata; Actinopteri; Pleuronectiformes; Cynoglossidae
Product: protein FAM160A1-like
Exons: 19
Coding region: 665-3904 (1079 amino acids)
Source: RefSeq, a predicted model, not a curated record